Messenger RNA from Fusarium mangiferae, 318 nucleotides. RefSeq lists its product as uncharacterized. The coding region runs from base 1 to 318 and encodes 105 amino acids. Lineage: Eukaryota; Fungi; Ascomycota; Sordariomycetes; Hypocreales; Nectriaceae. The transcript is spliced from 3 exons. The record is from RefSeq and is a predicted model, not a curated record.
AUGAGAGGUCAGACAUGUAUUCUGGAAGCGGUCCUGCAAAAGGGGGACGAUCGCCGUCGGUUCCUGAUCUUUUUCUUUGUCAAAAUCAUUCACUCACCGAGAAUGUGUGACUAUUUCUUUGUCGAGUUUCGGUGCCAACAUCAUGCUUGGAUUGUUCGAAAGUGGUGCCCAAAAUACGAAAGAUCACAACGGCCAUGCACGCCUAAUGUUGUUGAUCCCCCAGAAUUUUGGGGCCAUAAGGUGUGUUCCAAAUGCCAACCUCCAGGACAAUUGGCAGAAGCAGUGAGGAGACAUUACAGUGUUACGGGAUGGAGCUAG